Molecule: messenger RNA, 1925 nt
Organism: Poecilia latipinna (sailfin molly)
Lineage: Eukaryota; Metazoa; Chordata; Actinopteri; Cyprinodontiformes; Poeciliidae
Gene: ppp2r5cb
Product: protein phosphatase 2, regulatory subunit B', gamma b
Exons: 16
Coding region: 124-1863 (579 amino acids)
Biological process (GO): protein dephosphorylation; signal transduction
Cellular component (GO): nucleus; protein phosphatase type 2A complex; cytosol
Molecular function (GO): protein phosphatase activator activity
Source: RefSeq, a predicted model, not a curated record
AACCAACAGCCAAUCGCGGCGUGAGUACUGUCUGAACCGCCUUGCAGUGUAGUGCCCGGAGAGUUGUCAAGGUUUUGGUUGUGGAUUAUCCGAGAGGGGAGCAAGGGCGGCUACGCUUGUACAAUGCCGAAUAAACCCAAAAAAGAUAAGGAGUCUCCUAAGUCUGGCAAAGUGGGGAAGAGUGGAGGUGGAGGACAGGAAAAUAUCGAGCAUGAGAGCUCCAACAGGAAGACGAGCAACAGUGUUCCUCCCACCACUCAGCUGCUAAAGGGGAAGCAGCCAGGUUCCCAGACACCUGUCAAAAAGGACAAGAGGCAAAGCUCCUCUCGCUUCAGCCUGAGCAACAGCAGGGAGCUGCAGAAACUCCCUGCUUUCAAAGACGUUCCCCCAGCAGAGCAGGAGAAGCUGUUCAUCCAGAAGCUGCGUCAGUGCUGCGUCCUCUUCGACUUCGUCUCAGACCCCCUGAGCGACCUAAAAUGGAAGGAGGUGAAGCGAGCCGCUCUGAGCGAGAUGGUGGAAUACAUCACCCACAACAGGAAUGUCAUCACAGAGCCCAUCUACCCAGAAGUAGUUCAUAUGUUUGCUGUGAACAUGUUUAGGACGUUGCCUCCCUCAUCGAACCCCACCGGUGCAGAGUUUGACCCCGAGGAGGAUGAGCCCACGCUAGAGGCGGCAUGGCCACAUCUACAGCUGGUGUAUGAAUUUUUCCUACGGUUUCUAGAGUCACCAGACUUCCAACCUAAUGUUGCCAAAAAGUAUAUUGACCAGAAGUUUGUAAUGCAGCUCUUGGAACUGUUUGACAGUGAAGAUCCCAGAGAGAGAGAUUUUUUAAAAACCACUCUGCAUCGCAUCUACGGCAAGUUCCUGGGUCUGCGAGCGUACAUUAGGAAACAGAUAAAUAACAUAUUUUAUACGUUCAUUUAUGAAACGGAGCGCCAUAACGGCAUAGCAGAACUACUGGAAAUACUCGGCAGCAUAAUUAAUGGAUUUGCUUUGCCACUGAAAGAAGAGCACAAAAUUUUCCUACUGAAAGUCCUUCUGCCUUUACACAAAGUCAAAUCUCUGAGUGUUUAUCACCCACAGCUGGCCUACUGUGUGGUCCAGUUCUUGGAGAAGGACAGCACCCUCACAGAGCCGACUGUCAUGGCUUUGUUAAAAUAUUGGCCAAAGACCCACAGUCCAAAGGAGGUGAUGUUCCUCAAUGAGCUGGAGGAGAUCCUGGACGUCAUCGAGCCCUCGGAGUUCGUCAAAGUCAUGGAGCCUCUUUUCAGACAGCUCGCCAAGUGUGUGUCGAGUCCACACUUUCAGGUGGCCGAGCGCGCGCUCUACUACUGGAACAACGAGUACAUCAUGAGCCUGAUCAGCGACAACGCCGCCAAGAUCCUUCCCAUCAUGUUUCCAGCCCUUUACCGCAACUCCAAGACCCACUGGAACAAGACAAUCCACGGCUUGAUUUACAACGCUCUGAAACUCUUUAUGGAGAUGAAUCAGAAGCUGUUUGACGACUGCACCCAGCAGUUCAAAGCGGAGAAAAGCAAAGAGAAAAGCAAAUGGAAGGAGAGAGAAGACGCGUGGCUGAAGAUAGAGAAUCUCGCAAAGUCCAACCCACAGUUUUUGGUGUGCAUUGACCCUCCAGGAUCAGGCGGUCCGAUGGACAUGGAGACAGAUGUGCCGCUGAUAGAAGAUGUCAGUGUGUUAAAGCAAACAGUAGAGGAGGGAGCCACACAGAUCCAAAAAGAUCAGCGCAGAGAGCGGCCUCUGGUGAGGAGGAAAUCAGAGCUUCCGAAAGACAUCUCCACCGUCACGGCGUUGGAGUUGCACCGAAGAGCCGAGGAAAUGCUGACGACGCACGACGCCCACUAAGAGACAGAGACCAACCUUAACAAUGAAUCCAAAAAAGAAAAGAAAGAAAGGAAAAAAAAAAA